AAAAGCCGUAAUCAAGUCAGACGUUGUCAUUCACCUAUUGCCCCAGAGCAACCAACUAUCGAUUAUUAUUAGCAACCAUCGGGAUUAACGGAAUCAAAGCAACAACAUAAAAUGUUGAAACAAUUCGUUUGUGUAUUGGUAGUAGUAGGAAUCGCGUAUUUCCAGGGCUCAAACGCUAUAAAAUGUUAUUUGUGCAUUGGAUCACCAACUAGUGAUUGCGCAAAUGCGAAUAAAGCAGCGAUGGUAGAACAAGAGUGUCCAGAAAUUCACUGGCGACCACAUCAUCGUCAUCACCACCGUCGCCAUCAUCAUCAUCAUCAUCCUGACUUUGAAACAACAACUAGUGUUAAUGAUAUCAUAGAUAACUCUGUCGAAUCUUCCUCUGAAAGGCCUGAUUUGGAGGACUUUGAGAGACAAGUGGCUGAUGAAAAUAACACUUCGACAACUCCAAACCCGCCUAGAUUAAUACUGACGGCGAAGUGCACAUAUCUCAAACUUAAAGCUUCAAACAGAACCACUAGUCUUGUUGCCAGAGGUUGUGGAUACAUGACGGCAAAGAAAGACUAUUGUACUGUAUGGGAGAAGAUAAAUCCGAAUUUGGUUGAGUGCAAAACAUGCGAUACAGAUGAUUGCAAUUAAAUUUGUAUAAAAAAUAAAACUUUAUACUUUUACUAUUGAAUAAAGCGAAAUGUGAAAAGUAGAA
Dalotia coriaria is the source of this 703-nucleotide messenger RNA. RefSeq lists its product as uncharacterized. The coding region runs from base 112 to 639 and encodes 175 amino acids. The transcript has 3 exons. The record is from RefSeq and is a predicted model, not a curated record. NCBI's taxonomy places the organism in Eukaryota, Metazoa, Arthropoda, Insecta, Coleoptera, Staphylinidae.